Durusdinium trenchii is the source of this 1506-nucleotide messenger RNA. Lineage: Eukaryota; Dinophyceae; Suessiales; Symbiodiniaceae. The record is from the annotation of a GenBank genome assembly.
AUGGGACUUGUGCAAUGUGGCUGCUGCACGCCCACCGUCACAGACGAGAUCACUGAUGGUGUUGAGGGUCCGGAGCCUCUUUCAGCUCCUCAAGCAGAUCCUUUGGCCUCCGCUCAAACGCUGGUCUCGUCCCUUAGAACGGGCUCCAGUCCCACCAUGGCUGGUCGGGAAGACAGCUUUGCGACCCUGAUUCCGGAUCGUUCCAGCUUCCGCACCUUGGUGCCGGACCGGGGGAGCUUCAGCACCAUGGUGCCGGAGCGCAAGAGCUUCGAUACCGUGCAGCCCAGCCGCGCGAGCUUUGGCACUUUGAUGCCCGACCGGCUCAGCUUUCAGGCACCGGUACCAGAGUCAGAUGAAGAGGAUGAGGGCUCUGAGUUUGAGGCGAAGCCUCCGCUCUAUGCGGAUUCCUUGGAGGCACAAGCUGCUGUUCCCAAGGCACCGCAGCGAGGUUUCUUGGGCCGCUUUGCAUCGAUUCGUAGAUCGAUGGGUGAGUUGUCCGCACUUCAGAUCACUGCAGAUGUCCAUGCCAGGGCCAUGCGGUAUGCAGAGAUGUCCUCGGCACUCGAGAAGGCCUUGACGUUGGCCGAAGCAUUGGGUGACGUGGUGACCGAAGCCAGUCUUAACAUCAGCUUGGCGCAGGCACAGAUGGGCCUCUUGGAGGUCUCCUCGAUGCAGCCGAAGAGCGACACCUUCCAAAUGCAGGGCGCACUGGCGGCGAAGGCUGCCAAGAGAGCAGUGGCCCUGGCCCGGCGCCAACAGAGGUCAGACUUGAUCAUCUCCGCCCUUUGCGCCCUCUCCCAGACUCAGUUUCUGGUUGGUGAGAAGCAGGCAGCUCGCUCUGCGGCCAAAGCUGCUGCCAGCUUGGCAAAAGGUCAGCCACUGACCGAGGCGACCGCAUUGGUCCUGGCAGCCAACUCGUGCAUUGCCAUGGGCAAAACCGAUGCAGCCAAAGAAGCCGCCAGCAAUGCUCUUUACCUCUUUGAGGAGGUCAAGGACUAUGUGGGACAAGACCUCGCCAAGGCGACCUUGGAUGCAAUAGACAACCCUGUGAGUGCGGUGAGCAUCUCUGGAAAGAUGCGGCUGGUGCGCAAGCGAAAGACCAGUGUGAAUGCAGAGGCUUUACGACAGAAGGUCCGGAACGUGGUGUCCGAGAUCGUUGGUAUGGAUGCCUUAAUGGAUGACACCCCAUUAAUGCAAUCAGGCUUGACAAGUCAGUCAGCGGUGCUUUUGCGCAACGCUUUGUCCAAUGAGAUUCCUGGCCCGAGCCUUCCCUUCACCUUGAUGUUCGACUACCCAUCGAUCACCGACUUGUCGGCCUUCUUCGUAGAGUCAGCUGGUGGAGAAGAAGAGGAGGUGGAGGAGUGGGUGGAAGACACCUCCGCAGCGGGCGCGCGGAAGGCCGGAGGGAAAUACGGGCAACGGCUGUUGCAACGACAACAAAAGGCGGGCGCUUGCCAUAAUCAUCCACCAGAUUUGCUAAAGAAGCUGCUGUUAGGACAUGCUUAA